Messenger RNA from Aaosphaeria arxii CBS 175.79, 1810 nucleotides. RefSeq lists its product as uncharacterized. The record is from RefSeq and is a predicted model, not a curated record. NCBI's taxonomy places the organism in Eukaryota, Fungi, Ascomycota, Dothideomycetes, Pleosporales. The coding region runs from base 379 to 1467 and encodes 362 amino acids. The transcript is spliced from 4 exons.
CGAGUAUUCUAGGUACAGGGAUUUACGUCGAAGAUUCUUCAAUGCGCUCUGUAGGGUACUAGGCAGAGCUAUUUGGGAUUCCAUAGGAACCCACCAUUAUGUGAGCCACUCACGGUCUGAAUGGCGCCGAAGCGCGCUUUAAUCACAUUCGUUGGCUCGUGGGGAUGUAACUUUUCUUGGAGACGAGGCGUGCGAUCUUGCCCAAGGAUAAUGAAAUGCGUCUGGCAGGUUGUUGCGAUCUACUCUUAGAUUUAGUCACUGUUCGAUCUACUAUUCAAGGCCUUGUUGAAAAGACCAUCACUUCCUGGUUGAGCCCACUUUCCCCGAUCUCAUCUCUCUCCCUCUUCGCCCUAGCCUGUGCUCUUGACGACGCAAACAAUGGCUGAAUCGAAUGGACCCAAGAUCGUCAUCGCACUAUGGGUGCAAACCGCUGUACCUUUCGUCUUCAUGAUGUUAAGGUAUUACUGCAAGGCGCGAUAUACCAAAGUGUUUGGUUGGGACGACUGGCUCUUAGCGGCCUCCUGGGUGCUGGUACUCAUUUACACUGCUUUGAUCCACGUAUCGGUUCACUGGGAAAUCGGAAAACACUUCAUUGAUGCCGAUCCUGUCAAACUUGUCGUAGGCGUCAAGUAUAUGUAUGUUGGAGAAGCAUUUGCCUUGCUUGCAAUGCCCUUGGGCAAAACCUCGUUCUGUAUCACUUUGCUACGAUUGACUGCGGUCAAAUGGCACAAGCACAUCAUCUGGUUCAUCAUUGUCUCCAUCAACAUCAUGAUGUUGGCAGUCACUGCAAUGACUUUUGGGCAAUGCACACCUGUGGAGAAGCUUUGGGACGUGAUGCUUCCUGGCCACUGCUGGGACAAUCGCAUUGUGAUCUACUUCUCCAUCGCCGUUGGGGUUUACUCUUGUCUCGUUGAUGUUGUGCUUGCUGUCUGCCCAUGGCUCAUCAUCCACAACCUCCAGAUGAACAAGCGAGAGAAGUUCGGUGUAAUUCUCGCCAUGAGCAUGGGUUGCUUGGCCAGCAUCGCCUGCGCUAUCAAGACAUCUUAUCUACCUAAGAUCGGAACCUGGGCCGACUUUACGUUCAACAUCGCCGAAGUGCUGAUUUGGGGUCUCGCCGAAUCCAGCAUCACUAUCGUCGCAGCGUCGAUCCCCUUCCUCCGCCUAUUGGUUCGCGAAGUACAGUCCAAGUCAGGAAGCAGCGCGAAGAAAUCCGGCGCAACGUCGUAUCACCUUCACGACCGCUCAAAAGGUACUCUUGGUACGAGGAGCAACAUCAAAGCACAAGGGCACGUUUACGAGCACGAGUUGGGAAAGAAGGAUGAUGAUGGUAGUGAUAAGAGCAUACUUGGUGAAUCUAGGGGCAAUCAAGGCCAGAUCUUGCAGACUCAAGAGAUCAGGGUCGAGUAUGGCGAAUCGACGGAUGACAAUAGCAUGAACGGAAAAUCCUCGAAGUUUUCGUAUCAUUAAGAUUUAUUCUUGAUAUUGCAUUCCCGCUCUAUCUAUAGUUCUAAUCAGGGUCAUGGGCGUGAAGGGGCGUUCUACGGCGCACAACACAAAAGCUUGGAGAUAUAUCAACCGGUCGAAAUUCGGGACGUUGAGAAGACAACACUGCUAUAAAACGAGCGUUUGAUACUCCUUUCUGGAAAGGGGAUUAGGCCUUGAUUUAUUUAACGUCGUUGCUCAUAGUAUCAACUCUUAUCUGCGAAAAUAUUCGCUCAUGCGUUAGACCAGGGAUGUACUUAACACUCUCAUUGUCUGUACCUUAUUGAAACCCUUUUGAAGGUAACACGUCUUUGUUUAUCUACAAUUC